UCUAAACCGGCACUGGUACACCAUCGUUAGCGAUUGAAAGAUGGCGAAUCAGGGAGCGAAGAAGCGGAGAGAAGAGAACAAUCGUCACAUGCGAAACCUCUUUUAUCUCAUCAUCGUCUGCAAUGCGGUAUAUCUGUUGGUGAGGGCAGGGAUUUUUCACUCUAGUUUCAAGUGGAAGCAGUGGGUUAGUUACAUGUUGACGGCUAUCUGCUACAUCAUUCCUUACCUUCAGAUUGCCCUUAUUGCGAAGCCUAGUUAUGAUGAAAACGGGGAGCUUUUGGAUGGUGGCUUUGAUCUAAGUACCGGUGGAGUUUGUGGAUAUCUACAUGACAUAAUCUACAUUACAUGCUUUGUGCAACUUGCAUCUAUCAUCUCUGAAAAAUUUUGGUACCUAUAUUUAGUGAUACCAGCAUUUGGAACAUAUAAACUCUUUGGUAUCUUGAAAGGGUUUUUGUGGCAAGGUACAGAGGGAGCUGAAGAGGAUGAAAAAACUCAAAAGAAGAGAGAAAAGAGAGCUUCAAGAGCCAAAUAUGUGAGGACUAGGACCCGAUAAGGUGAUUGUGAAAUGAAGAGAAGCACUUCUCCAUUCCUUCUCUUGAAUGCAAAUUAAGAUUACUAUUUCACUGCACUGGGUACUGUGGUUUGUGAAUCGAAGAACAACCGUCUGAUCUUGUGGCUGCAAAUGUAUGGUAUUGUUACAGAUUAUGUACUCGAAUAAGUGUUUUUAUGAAGUACUCUUUAAAAGUUGUGUACUUA
Molecule: messenger RNA, 756 nt
Organism: Ilex paraguariensis (yerba mate)
Lineage: Eukaryota; Viridiplantae; Streptophyta; Magnoliopsida; Aquifoliales; Aquifoliaceae
Source: the annotation of a GenBank genome assembly